AUGCCAAGAUCCAACUCAGACAGGGAUGAUAUCUUCUUUGAUGCAUUUGAUGAUAUUAGUUCAGCAAGGGAGCCUUCAUCAUCAGAUGAUUGUAGUACGAGUGGCGAAGGAUUGGCGCCAAGGGAAUUUGAGUACGACAUUUGGGCAAACGAGCCAAUGAGUGUUAAAGAAAGGCGGCAAAGAUUCCUGGAGGGAAUGGGAUUAGAUGACUUAGGUUCCACUAAAGUGGAUCUUCCUCAAUGUCAGGCAGAGAUAACAAGUGCUGACACUGGUGCUGACUUGCAGGAAAGGACUGUUAUGAGCGACGUCUCUUCUUUGGGUUCAUCUAUACCUGAGAAUGAAUCAGCAUUUGAUGCCGCCUGCUGCAUUAGGGAUCUGGAUAGUGGAAAGAGAUAUGUAGUUCAUAAUGGCGGGCAUGACGGACUAACUAGCUUUCUCAAGGAUGUUGCAACAGAUAAGGUGUUGUCUCUUCUGGAGUUUGAAAGCUUAGUUGGUGUUUCUCGAUCUGUUCAAAAGUUAUUACGAAGAGCAUAUUGCCAGAGUCCUGCCCUGGCAACAGAGGCAAAAGAGGCUAUUGGUGGAAAGAAAAAGGAUAUCAAAAGCUUGUGCAAAAACUUGAUGAAGAAGAGGAGUUUCGGUGGAAUGUGCAAGACUGAUGUCCAUGUAAAAAGCUGCACGACAAGUAUACCAUCCAGAACAAAAGUUCAGCACCGAAAGAAGAAGAAUGCGGAAUUCUCUGCUGUCUAUAUGGGUCAAGAAAUCCGGGCUCACAACGGUUUAAUUAGAGUAAUGAAGUUUAGUCCGUCUGGCUGGUAUUUAGCAAGUGGUGGUGAGGACUGUGUUGUGAGAAUUUGGCAGAUUACAGAAGUGGACGCACAUUCUAAAAUGUAUGGGGGAGAGAACCACUCUCAUGAACAUGUAGAGAAAAUUAAAAUCCUAAAACCGAAGCUAGAAGAGGGGCAGGGCCGUGCACUUGCAGUUAUGCCAAGCAAGGGUUUUCACAUUACAGAGAGCCCAUUGCAUGAAUUGCAUGGCCAUACAGGUGAUGUCCUGGAUAUGACAUGGUCGAAUUCAGAUUGUCUGUUGACCUCAUCAAAAGAUAAGACAGUCAGAUUGUGGAAAGUUGGCUCAGAUGUUUGUCUUGGAGUAUUCAGACACAAAGACUACGUGACGUGUGUUCAGUUCAAUCCUACUGACGAAAGAUACUUCAUCAGUGGUUCAAUAGAUGGUAAAGUUCGCAUUUGGGAUGUUCUACACAAGCGGGUCGUCAACUGGGCUGAUACCAGGAAUGUUAUAUCUGCUGUUAGUUACCAACCAGAUGGAAAGAAUUUUGUUGUUGGCACGACUGGAGGAGUUUGUCGCUUCUACGAUCAAUCAGGUGAAGACAUCCAACUAGACAAAGAAUUGUUUAUGCAAGGGAAAAAGAAAUCUGCUGCCAAUCGGAUCAAGAGUCUGCAGUUAUGUACAAGUGAUUCCCCUAGAUUCCUAGUUACAUCAACAGAUUCCAAGAUUCGAGUUGCUGAUGGGCCUUGGAAGUCGAAGGCUCUUUCAUCGCCAUCACUAACAUCAGAUGGCAGAUAUCUUAUAUCCACUGGCAUGGACUCCAAUGUCUACAUAUGGAAUUUUGACAACUCAAGCAGCGCCUCACAGAAAGGUGAAGCCAAAUCGGUUCGAUCGUGCGAAAUGUUCUUCUCCAAGGACGUGACAACCGCGGUGCCAUGGCCGGGGGUGCACCAAGACAGGCAUGUCAAGCCGUCCCGCUUGCCCGAGAAAUCUGCCAGCGCGUCGGCUUUACGCCGCCAUGGAGGAGAAAGCCGUUCCCCUGGGACAUGGUUCUUCGCGGACGGCAUGAGGGGAUUCUCCGAGCUGUGGCUAUGCGCGUUCGGUACAGAAAGCGCUACUGGAAUGUUCCAACUUGCCAACUUGUUGGAGCAACUGAGAGUUGUCCUAGACAUUUACGCCGAAGGCGUUCUCGUGCCUCCCGCACUUUGUCACCACUUCAAUGCCUUCGUCGUUGAAGAGGAUGACCUUCAGCGUGUCGGGAGUCAGCAACUUGAAGGUCACCAUGUACCCGAUCUUGAUCUGAUGGACGACGGCGAUGGUGGCCCAACCCUAAUCGAGAGUGGUCCUGCCGUUCAUCAACCUCACAGUGACCCUCCAUGA
This is a messenger RNA of Triticum turgidum subsp. durum (durum wheat), 2163 nucleotides long. NCBI's taxonomy places the organism in Eukaryota, Viridiplantae, Streptophyta, Magnoliopsida, Poales, Poaceae. The record is from the annotation of a GenBank genome assembly.